AGAAUGUUGGAAUUCAUUGAAAGAAAUGUAGCUUUGGGCACACGUUACUUGCUCAUCAAUUUACAAUUUUAUUAUGUCAAAUUGAAAGUUGACAUGACCACUAUAUACUCAAUAAUAUGCCAUAAACAAAUCGAAUUCACCAUUAAUUUUCUUUGGGAAUCUUCACACAUGUUAUCUCAUCAUCAUAUUCAUACUAUAUAUCUAUAUAAUGGAAAGCACCUACUCCAAUUCAUCCAUUACUCUCUCUCUCAAUUUUCUCAUCAAUGGCUGAAACCAAUAAUCUCGGCAAAGCCAAGAUGAUUUUUUCAACGGCGGCUUCAAUGGCCGCCACGGCUAUGGUGGUACGAUCUUUUAUGAAUGAUUUCCUACCCCAUCAAUUCCAAGACCUCAUAUUCUCACGCAUUGGCAAUUUCUUUAAUCGAUUUUCGUCUCAGAUGACUAUGGUGAUCGAAGAGUUCGAUGGUUUCGUCAACAACGAAAUCUACGAGGCUGCGGAGGUUUACCUGAGUGAGAAAAUCUCUCCAUCGACUCAGAGACUCAAAGUGAGUAAACCAGUGAAGGAGAAGAAUUUCACUAUCGCCAUGGAAAGAGGCGAAACCAUUGUUGAUUUCUUUAAUGGAAUCAAAUUCACAUGGGUUUUGGUCUGUACACAAUCCGAAUCCCAAAAUUUCAACAAUAUGAAUUCCACGAUUCGAUCUGAAGUACGAUCGUUCGAGCUUAGAUUUCAUAAGAAACAUUUGAAUUUGGUUAUCAAAUCUUAUUUGCCCCAAAUUAUUACUGAAUCAAAAAUAGCCAAACAGGAUAAGAAAACCCUCAAAAUCUUUACGAUUGACAAUACUUACGCAAAUCUCGCCGAUAUUUGGAUGCCAACGAAUCUGGACCAUCCAUCGAAUUUUGAUACUCUGGCUCUGGAUUCGGAGAUGAAGAACUUCAUUAUUAAUGAUCUUCAGAAGUUUUUGAAGAGAAAAGAUUAUUAUAGAAAAGUUGGGAAAGCUUGGAAGAGAGGUUACUUGUUGUACGGGCCACCUGGGACUGGUAAAUCGAGCUUGAUUGCUUCCAUGGCUAACUAUUUGAAUUUUGAUGUGUAUGAUUUGGAGCUUUCGAAGCUCAAUAACGAUUCUGAUCUUAGGAGAGUGCUCGUUGCAAUGGCGAACAGAUCGAUAUUGGUGAUUGAAGAUAUCGAUUGUUCUAUCAAUUUCGAAGAUCGAAACAGGGCUGUAACAGAGUGUGAAGAGAAUAAGGUGACUUUGUCUGGUUUGUUAAAUUUCACAGAUGGACUAUGGUCAUGUUGUGGGGACGAGCGUAUUAUAAUAUUUACUACUAAUCACAAAGAGAGACUCGACCCGGCACUGGUGCGGCCGGGUCGCAUGGAUGUUCACAUCCACAUGUCUUACUGCACCCCUGAUGGGUUCAAGUUGCUCGCCUCGAAUUACCUCGGCAUUAAACACCAUGUGUUGUUUGAGGCGAUCGAACAGCAACUUAAACCCACUGAAGUUACCCCUGCUGAAGUAGCAGAGGUGCUUAUGAAGAGUGACAAUAACCCUGGAGUUGCUUUAGAAGGUGUUAUUGAAUUUCUCAAAGUGAAGAGAAAGGAAAAUGAAGAAGCUAAGUUGAAGAAAGAAAAAGAAGAGGACAAACCGAUAGAGAAGGAAUUAGAUGAAGGAAAUAAUUCUACAAAGUUUAAAUUAUUUUGGCCUGUCCCGGCCAAAAAUUAAAAAUUAUUUUGAAAAAGUACAUAAUUUUUUUUCAUAAUUUUCAAAAAUACCAUAUAUUUUUAGAACCACCUGGACAAUUGAUGUAGUAAUCCCAUGCUGGAAAGUUGGAGGUCAUGGGUUCUAAAAAGAAGUGGUCUUGAAUGUGAAUGUUCUACCUGCGAAUGACAAAAGGAAAAAACUGUAAAAUAGGGAGGGGUAAAUUGUAAAAAAUAUAAUUCUAAGGGCAAAUAAAAAAAAAUAAGCAAGUAAUAGCUUCCAUAGUUAAUCAAUAAAAAUUCAAAUUCUAUCAAAAUCAUUUUUAUUUUUAA
Molecule: messenger RNA, 2023 nt
Organism: Cannabis sativa
Lineage: Eukaryota; Viridiplantae; Streptophyta; Magnoliopsida; Rosales; Cannabaceae
Product: protein HYPER-SENSITIVITY-RELATED 4
Exons: 2
Coding region: 264-1715 (483 amino acids)
Molecular function (GO): ATP binding; ATP hydrolysis activity
Source: RefSeq, a predicted model, not a curated record